This is a messenger RNA of Rhinichthys klamathensis goyatoka, 1917 nucleotides long. Its product is annotated as multidrug and toxin extrusion protein 1-like. Gene Ontology annotation, molecular function: antiporter activity; xenobiotic transmembrane transporter activity. The transcript is spliced from 17 exons. Gene Ontology annotation, cellular component: membrane. Lineage: Eukaryota; Metazoa; Chordata; Actinopteri; Cypriniformes; Leuciscidae. Bases 121 to 1887 code for a protein of 588 amino acids. Gene Ontology annotation, biological process: xenobiotic detoxification by transmembrane export across the plasma membrane. The record is from RefSeq and is a predicted model, not a curated record.
CCACUCAGACGUCUCACUGCAAUGGACCUUUAGCGAAAUGUCUUUUAUGCAGAAGUAGUUCUGUACUGUACCUAAAUAUAAGCUGCAUUGUGGGAAUUAAAGACUUCAGGAAUAACGAAAAUGGACAGUAUUACCACAGUGAGUCAGAUAAACGGAGACUCAAAACAGGAGAAAACUGAUGAUGCUCAGUCAACGUCGAGUUCACAGGUUGUUUGUGGAGGGUGUCGAAAGAAACUUCGGAGUUUGUUACCAGUGAAUUAUAGAGAAGAAAUUGUAGAGCAGGGGAAGCUGGCUGGACCCGUGUUUAUAUCUCAGCUGAUGAUCUUUCUGAUCAGCUUCAUCAGCACUGUGUUCUGUGGACACUUGGGGAAAACUGAACUGGCUGGUGUGGCUCUGGCUAUUGCUGUUAUUAAUGUGUCUGGCAUCUCCAUCGGAUCUGGAUUGGCGUCUGCAUGCGAUACACUCAUCUCUCAGACGUUUGGGGGUAAUAAUCUGAAGCGGGUGGGUGUGAUACUGCAGAGAGGGAUUCUCAUCCUCCUGUUGGCCUGUUUCCCCUGCUGGGCGCUUCUCAUCAACACAGAGCCGAUCCUGCUGGCUGUCCGGCAGAGUCCCACUGUGGCCAGUAUGUCACAACUCUAUGUAAAAAUAUUCAUGCCAGCUUUGCCUGCUGCAUUUAUUUAUCAGCUGCAGGGACGAUACCUUCAAAAUCAGGGUAUUAUUUGGCCUCAGGUCAUCACAGGAGUAGCAGGGAACGUCCUCAACGCUUUAAUAAACUACAUCUUCCUUCAUCUGCUAGAUCUUGGUGUGCCUGGAUCUGCUGCUGCAAACACCAUUUCCCAGUAUUCAUUGGCUGUGCUUCUCUUUGUUUAUAUUCGCUGGAAGGGCCUGCAUAAAGCCACCUGGGAUGGCUGGUCUAGUGACUGUCUGCAGGAAUGGGGUCCAUUCAUUCGCUUGGCUCUUCCCAGCAUGUUCAUGCUUUGUGUACAGUGGUGGGCAUAUGAGAUUGGUGGAAUCCUGGCAGGCCUCAUCAGUGAGGCUGAGCUGGGAGCCCAAUCCAUUGUGUAUGAGCUGGCCACUAUUGCGUUUAUGUUUCCACUGGGAUUUGCAGUGGCAGCCAGUGUGAGGGUGGGAAAUGCUCUUGGAGCUGGAAACACCGAACAAGCAAAGCUGUCCGCCAAAGUGUCUUUAGUCUGUGGACUGCUUGCAUCCUGUGUAGUCGCAACCUUUAUUGGAACUACCAGUGAUAUUGUUGGAUACGUCUUUACCACAGAAGAGGAAAUUGUGCUCAGAGUAUCAGAGGUCAUGAUCAUGUACAGCUUAUUUCAUAUAUUUGAUGUCAUUGUGGGCAUUACAGGUGGCAUUAUCAGAGGUGCAGGAAAGCAGCUGAUUGGUGCUCUUUCUAACAUUGUGGGAUAUUAUAUUGUGGGAUUCCCAAUUGGAGUGUCAUUGAUGUUUGCUCUCAGCAUGGGCAUAGUUGGUUUGUGGACAGGAUUUUUUGUAUCUGCUUUCACACAAUCUUUGUUCUUCAUCAUCCUCAUUUGCAAACUGGACUGGAAAAAGGCGACUCAAGAGGCCUUGAUCAGAGCUGGUGUUCAAGCCCCUGAGACCAAAGAUGAAUCUUACGCUAUGGAAAAUAAGGGCUGCACAGAAGAAGUGCCAGAAGAGUCCCAGCACACUGAAGAAGGCCAGACAGAUGCAAGCACAGACCUGGAAGGACUCAGUAAAGGAGAAGGAGGAAUAACAGACGCUGGCACAAAGGUCACAGUUGGGGCGGUUUUGACCACCAAACAGCUGGUUGUUCGUCGAGGACUAGCGGUUUUCUUCAUGCUGCUUAUACUAGCUGGUGGGAUUGUGUUAAAUGAAGUGCUCAUUAAAUUUCUCAGAUGAGCACAAUAAAUAUUUCUUCAUUGCAAAAUA